UCCCAUUCACGCGUUCGUUCCAUUCGUAAUGUCGACGCGCUACUGGGAAGCCCUCUUAUAGCUUCCAUCGUGUAAAAGUUAACAAAAUGACGAUAUUUAAGUGUUUUAUUAUUAUAGUUCUAAUUGAUUUAUGUUAUGUUUGUGUUAACAGUGCACUUGAAAUGCCCCCCUCGGACCAACAUCAACCGUCCUUCACGUGCGUGCUGGGAGCUGGCUACUCCGGGUUGGCGGCUGCUAGAUAUUUGAAACAGUACGGCCUUAACUUCACAGUGUUUGAGGCAGCCAGUGACGUGGGGGGAACGUGGAGGUUUGAUCCUCAUGUUGGUUAUGAUGAAUAUGGGACUCCGUUAGCCACCAGCAUGUACAAAUACCUGAGAACAAACACACCACGACAGACUAUGGAGUUUAACGGCUUUCCAUUUCCAAAAACAUCGCCCUCGUAUCCAACAGGGCCUUGCUUCUACAAGUAUAUUUUGGCCUUCACCAAAUACUUCAAACUAAGGGAUAAUAUCCAGACAAAUAGUUUCGUGCAACUAGUGAAAUGGGUAGGUAACCAUUGGGAAGUGACGUACACAAAGACAGACGAACGAGAAAACCACACUGUCUCUUGUGAUUUCGUGGUGGUUGCUACUGGGCAGUACAUGAAGCCUGUUAUGCCCAAGGUGCCUGGUCAAAACGUAUUUAAAGGUCCAAUAAUGCACAGCCAUGACUAUCGAGGACCAGAACCAUUUAAAGGCAAAAAGGUGCUCUUAGUAGGCGCAGGGGCAUCUGGAUUGGAUCUUGCAACUCACCUAGUAAACGUGACAGAGAAACUGGUUCACAGCCACCAUUUGAAAUACAAUCAGCCGGAUUUCCCCAAGAGCUAUAAAAAGAAACCCGAUAUGAAAGUAUUCCUCGAAAAUGGCGUUAUAUUUAAUGACGACACUUUCGAAGACGUCGAUGUUGUUAUUUGCUGUACAGGUUAUGAAUACCACCAUCCAUUUUUGCACCAAAGCGCCGGUCUCUCAGCUUAUGGCAAAUUUGUGUUGCCACUUUACCAACACAUUGUUAAUAUUCGACACCCGAGCAUGUCAUUCAUUGGAGUUGUUAAUGUUGUUAUCACUAAGACCAUGGAUGCACAGGCUGAAUAUAUAGCGGCAUUGAUAGCUGGAAGAUUCAAACUGCCAUCUCAAGAAGACAUGUUGAAGAAAUGGCUGCAACAUGUUUACGCUCUACAGGAUCGAAAUAAGAAAAUCGCUGACGUCAAUGUUGUUGGAGAAGACAUGGACCGGUACUUCGCCAAUCUGACAAGAGAAGCCGGUAUUACGAGAGUUCCUCCCGUACUUAAAGAUAUAAGAGAUUUCAAUGCAAAAUAUCGUUUGGAGGAUCUUCUCAAUUACCGCGACUAUGACUUUGAGGUGAUCGACCCCUAUCAUUACAAGAGGUGGUACAAUGGAGGCGGGGACAGAGGACUGGAGUGUCCACUGGAUGACGACACACAGUAAGAGUACUUACUGUUACUGUUCUUAACUAUUUUAUAAGUUGGGUUCGUAUUGUGGACGGCCUGAACAUUCGUGAACUUUACUAAUAUUCUUUAAGUUAAAAUCCAUUUUGUGUUAGUAACCAGUCUUAAAACUAAAUGUUAGUCUAAUACUAAGCCGUUUGUCCAGCGUGGGGCGUGCCCAGCUCCGGCCGGUGCCUCGUUAUUGUAGUUGUCUUUAUUUUGUUUUUGUUUGGCUUUUCAAUAUUUUGAUGGAAAACAGUUUUAGCCGGUUCAAAAUUCAAACUAUGUGGCGGUGUUUAAAUAAUAUUUUAAAUUUUGUCAAAAAUACUUUCAAGUAGAUUUCUCUACGUUUUUAUAAUAUAACUAGCUGUCUCGGCAAACGUUAUAUUGCCAUAUAAAUUAUUUAAAAAAAAAAAUUUUUUGCGCUACAAAAAAUUUAUAUUAGCUGAUUCUCAGGCCUAUAUGCCAGAUACUUAAUAAUUUCAAUUUAAUUUUCUUCGUUUGUGUAAUAUAAAGGAUAAAUUAUUCUAAAGUGUAGAAUGUAGCUUGCUCAAGAGAGUUUCAGUUUAGAAACGUAAUUUUUUUCAUAUAAUGCUGCUGUUUACCUGUUAUCGUGCGACGAGCGCGACCAUGUGUUCUGACCACGCCACAGUUCCGUCCCGUGUCUUUAUUUUCGUGAGAAAAAAACCGUGCGAAAUCACGGAGCAAGUCUACGGUAUAGUACAAUAGCUUAAACACAUGAUCGGAUUCGUCCGAACCAUCGCACGCGUUCCGGUAGCGGACCAUUGGUAUGUCGUAUGAUCUAUCGUUCUAAAUUAUUAUUAUUACUGUUCGGACCGUACCGAGUACGACGCCGGACCGUCCGAUGGUUCGGCCGAACCAAAUCCGACUUUUGUUUAGGCUAUAUCAAUGACGUUCUAUAUAUACGCAUAAUUAUAUGGACAUGUCGUUCGCAGUCUAAUAGCGGAUCGGAAAAAGUGUGCUUAGAUAGCACGGUUGACUCUAUCCACGGUGCUCCUUCUUCUUCUUCGAGCUCGUCCGUUACGUAUCAGUGUUUUCUGUUGUGUUAAUUCAAAUGUAUAAAUCACAAGAUGGUAGCUGGUGAUGACAUACCAUCAGGUGGAGUGUGAGUAUGCUCAUCAAUCAAAAAGAAAAAGUUGUAAACGAGAGAGACGAGAGACAACGUGUUAUUGUAUUUAAGUUUCUAUAUUAAUUAUAUUACUAAUUGAUUACAUAGAUCAUUUCUAUGUCUACAUACACUGUGACAGCCGUGAUAUCAUCGGCUAUAUACAAGAUUUACAUUACAUUACAUCAUAAUAUUUACAUUUCUCAAUACCAGUUGUUAAAGUAAUUCUAAUAAAUAAAGUUUAUCAGGGUGCGCAGAGCAUGUGAAAGUUCAACCACUCAAACACACACACACACCAGCAAUGGUAACAAUAAUAGUAUAAGGUUAGUUAUGUCACGUCUACUGAGGCCAGCCAGACUGAGCUGAUAAAUAAUGUAAACAAAUGGACCGUUACUGAGUUACAUUGUGAUAGCGAGCAACUACUGGUUGGUCGAUGAUAGCUGUCGUUGUGUGUUUCAUGGUACAGUAAGUAGUGAGUACCGCAGUUGUUAACAUUUGAUCCGCCAUUUUGUGAACAAUUACACUCCUGUUUUGAUUACGUUGCAAGUGAAACAUAUUUUUUCGUUUCCGUAUUUACUUAUUGAUUGUUAUUAUUAUAAUAGUACACAUAUUAUGUUACCAUUAUAAGAUUUAGGUUAUUAUUUGUAAAUAAAUUUUGAUACAAUCACUUCA
This is a messenger RNA of Leptidea sinapis, 3281 nucleotides long. It is a transcript of the gene FMO1, whose product is annotated as senecionine N-oxygenase-like. Bases 87 to 1484 code for a protein of 465 amino acids. NCBI's taxonomy places the organism in Eukaryota, Metazoa, Arthropoda, Insecta, Lepidoptera, Pieridae. Gene Ontology annotation, molecular function: flavin adenine dinucleotide binding; NADP binding; N,N-dimethylaniline monooxygenase activity. The transcript is spliced from 8 exons. The record is from RefSeq and is a predicted model, not a curated record.